This is a messenger RNA of Bursaphelenchus okinawaensis, 1237 nucleotides long. The record is from the annotation of a GenBank genome assembly. Lineage: Eukaryota; Metazoa; Nematoda; Chromadorea; Rhabditida; Aphelenchoididae.
AUGGCUUCGGAAUACAAAUUUUGUUGUAAUUCACACGUUCAUGUAAGUUUAUUUUUCUAUUUAGAGUUUGUAAAUAAAGUUAUUGCGUUUUUACGGCCAAGAAACGCCAAAUUUUGGCUGUUUUCAACCAUUUUUUGCUUUGUAAACAAAGUUUUUGUUAUUUUUUCGAAACUUAAUGAAUAUUUUUCAGAACGCAGUGAUAUCCACAGCUAUUAUCAGUUUAUUUGGGGGUGGAUUCGCAUUGUUUUUCAUUAUUAUCAGCCUGUUAUGGAUGUUUUUACCCCUCCCAAUCUUGGCCGCUUUCGGCAACUUAUCACUGUUAUUGGGCCGAUGCACUCGAACCGCUUGUUUGUAUUGGGUCUACUUUAUCACACAAGUAAGUUUGUGGUUUUUACUAUGUUUAGCUGCUUUUGGUUAGGUUGUUUGGGUUUGGAUGGGCUCUGCAGCCUGCGGGUGACAAGUUAUACGGUGAAAGAUUACUUUUGUUUUUUUUGUGGAAAGAAAGUUUUUGCAAUUUUUGAAAAUGUUAAAAAGACCUUGUUAGUGGCAUUUUUAGUCGAUUUAUUUUCAAUUUUUGCAUUUUUUUUAUAAAAACCUUUGGUCUGCAACCUGCGGGUGACAAGUUAUACGAUGAAUCAAGUAUUGUAAUAUAAAGUAACAUUUUUGGUGUUUAUAUAGUCUUUUAGGUAUAAAUAAGGGUAAAAACUGGAAAAUCAAAGAAUUUUUUUCUUCCUGCCAAAGUUUUCUUUACAAUUAUUAUUUUCAGGUACUGUACAUAAUUGGCGGUGGAAUCUGGUGCUUCUUCCUCUUCGUCUGGGGUGAUGCUAUCAUUCACGACCGUCUCGAAGAGUACUUUGACGAGACUCACAAGUUCAAAAAAGGCCUUGGUGUCUACUUUACCGUCCUCGCUUCUUGCGGGCUACUGUACUUUUUGAUGAACAUCUACUUCCUUCACAUCGCCAUCAAGUCUUACAAGUACUUAACUCGAGUACUGAGUAUCAGAGACCAUCACGUUGAUACUGUGGUGGACGUGCCGGCUCAAGCACCGAUGAACGUGAACUUCGAAGGCCGUGCUUCGGCGCCAACGUUCUCACCUGAUGUGACGGCACGAUUGCCUGUGAAUGAUGUGGACUAUCAUGCCCAACCGUAUUCACAAGCACCAGCAAACUAUGAUGCACCACCGGCCUAUGAUCAACAGCAUAUGUAUCCGGUUUUGCCUCAGAACGACAAGAAUUGA